Messenger RNA from Mus caroli (Ryukyu mouse), 936 nucleotides. Its product is annotated as sperm mitochondrial-associated cysteine-rich protein. The record is from RefSeq and is a predicted model, not a curated record. NCBI's taxonomy places the organism in Eukaryota, Metazoa, Chordata, Mammalia, Rodentia, Muridae.
AUCUUGGGGAGAGUACUAUGAUGUCAUAAAAGAGCUGAGAGUUUAGAGGGGAGGGAAGCAGAGCACUUGGGUCAGAAGACUUUGGCUUCUGAUAGUCAUGGACUCACUAGACUGCUGAGGAAGAUCCAGCAUCUAUUCAAUCUGCUGAAACAUCCAGGAAACUACCUUUAACACCGGGAACCAAGUAUGGAAAUGCUGAACUAAGAAGAGCCCAAGGAAGAACCGUGUUGCCAGAUCAGGAACUCCAACUCUAAAGAAGAUGAGUGAUCCAUCCAAAACCAACCAGUGCCCCCCUCCAUGCUGCCCACCAAAACCAUGUUGCCCACCUAAACCGUGCUGUCCACAGAAACCACCUUGCUGUCCCAAAUCCCCAUGCUGCCCACCCAAGUCCCCAUGUUGCCCACCAAAGCCCUGUCCCUGUCCUCCCCCCUGUCCCUGUCCCUGUCCCUGUCCAGCCACCUGUCCUUGUCCCCUGAAACCACCAUGCUGCCCACAAAAGUGUUCGUGCUGCCCCAAGAAGUGCACCUGCUGCCCACAGCCACCUCCUUGCUGCGCUCAGCCAACUUGCUGCUCUUCAGAGAACAAGACUGAGUCAGAUUCUGAUACAUCUGGCCAAACUCUGGAGAAGGGCUCUCAAUCACCACAGUCCCCUCCAGGUGCUCCAGGCAGCUGGAACCAGAAGAAGUCAAACAAGUAGACUGUCCCUGACACCAUGCCCUUUUUCAAAGGGUAUAGGACUUCUACAGGUCAGGCUAAGACUAUGUUGUAAAGAUGCUGUUUUUACAAUAACCAAGUCCACUCAAGCAUAAGCUACCAUUUCGCCUAACUGUAGGCUACUAUUGCAACUGGAAAUGGAAGGUAGAAAAGGAUAGAAACAUCUUGUCUAGUGAUCCUGACAUUUAGAUAGCAAAGAAAUAAAAGAGCAAAUAAAAAGAA